AUGGUAGACACAUUCGACAGUGUGAGAGUGCACUUGAAGAUGUCAGUUGCCAACGACCGAGUCAAGGAAGACGCAAAAGCUCUUGGUGUGACGGCGGUGGUCCUGGCAGCAGGAAGCUGUGACAACCUGCUUCCACUGACAAACGCAACACCAAAGGCUCUAAUCAAAGUAGGGCAUAGAUCCCUCAUAUGCGGCACCAUUGACAACCUCGUUGCAGCCGGAAUAUACACAAUCCACAUCAUCGUCAGCGUAGACGACCAGAAGUGCAUCGAAGACCACGUGCGGUCGGAGUUCGCAGCAGAGGGGACUUAUGGGACGCGCAACGGCGGAAACGACAAACUUGAUAUAUCGCUGCACCCCAUAGUGGACAGAGAUGAACUCAUCUCAACAACAACCGACGUGCUCAGGUACGCAUCGGAGCUGAUGGAGACGGACUUUAUGGUUGUUCCCUGCGACCUGUUCGGCACCUUAAACAUUCGCGGCCUCGUGGAAAGCCAUCUGUCAACCAAAAGACUAUGCACGGUUGCGCUUCUCGAGGAGAAAUCCAAUCCGCAGGAGACCAAAAAAACCAAGCAGACGCCAGAUGACCAAAUCGCUCCAGGAGGAGACCCUGUGAAGGGAUGGGGGUACAAAUACAGGGUCAUGGCCACCAUGGACGCGGAUAACUCGCAAUUGCUGGGAAUAGCGGAUCUGCUCACCAUCAACAGCGGGGAGACCUACGCCGUUGACAAGUGGACUGCAAGGAGGCACCCAAGGUGCGUCAUUAGAAACGACCUAUACGAUGCGCACAUAUACGUGUUCUCGAAACAUAUACGCGCCAUCGCUGAGCUUCCGUGCAUGGAGCACACGUCCAUCAGGCUCGACCUUAUCCCGCACAUUGUGAAGAUGCAAGAGGUACCAGAUGCCGCAACGUGGCCCUCUCGCGAAACAACGAGCAACGGAACACAGGAGGAAAGGGUUUAUGUCAAGGACAUCGAGCAAAAUGAUGCCAGCGACGCCAUGCGGGUCUUCCACUACAUGGACAUCGGGGACUCAACGAAGUGCGGCAGGGUCAACAGCCUGGAGGCGCUCAUGAACGUUAACAUGCAGAAGGCUGUCGAAGGCGCGCAAAAACAAGCUGGACAGGCGGCGCAGGCGGCCGGCGUGAAGAUGCGCGAUGUCAUUAUCGCAACGGGAUGCAACAUAGGCGAGGGGACGAAUGCGAGGGGAUGCGUUAUGGGUGAAAACGUGACCAUCGGCAAAAACUGCAAGCUCUCCAAGUGUGUCAUCAUGAACGACGUCACACUCCAGGAUAACGUAAACCUAGACAGGUGUAUCAUCGGACAGGGCGCAACCGUGUCCACCAAAGCGACGCUGAAGCACGUAGUAGUCGCGCCUGACCACACCGUCCCGAACAACACACGCGUAGAACGCGACUUCCUGCCCUCGUUCAUAGACCAAUGA
Messenger RNA from Babesia bigemina, 1443 nucleotides. RefSeq names its product SUGAR-1-PHOSPHATE GUANYL TRANSFERASE,putative. The transcript is spliced from 5 exons. Gene Ontology annotation, cellular component: eukaryotic translation initiation factor 2B complex; guanyl-nucleotide exchange factor complex. Bases 1 to 1443 code for a protein of 480 amino acids. Gene Ontology annotation, molecular function: guanyl-nucleotide exchange factor activity; translation initiation factor activity. Gene Ontology annotation, biological process: biosynthetic process; cytoplasmic translational initiation. NCBI's taxonomy places the organism in Eukaryota, Apicomplexa, Aconoidasida, Piroplasmida, Babesiidae. The record is from RefSeq and is a predicted model, not a curated record.